AUGGACGAGUUGUCGGAUUGGAUGCUCACAUUUAAAGGCAAGUUGGAUGAUACAACCAGUGCGAAAGUGUUUCAAACAUUAAAAGCCAACGGCUUUAACACAAGACUACAAUUAAAGUUGUUAACAAGGGAACAGAUCGAUGUUAUGUUUCAAAUGGAUAUAUCUUUGGGCGCCAAAAGUUUACUUCUUUAUAAAUUGGGAGUUCUUUGCGAGAAUUCCCCUUUACAACCGAUCGCAAACACGAGGAAAAAGAUUCAAAAGAACGAAGAAGAAUCAUCUCAAGCUCGUAAAGUAAGUAAUUAAGUUGACUAUUUGAAAUUUACUGUAAAAAAACCCAGCAAGGUUCAUGCAGUACUACACAUGAACAAAUUAUACAAAUAUAAUGCAAGCAGGGUUUCUAUAAACCUUUCCUAUGUAUACUUUUACAGAAUGUCUUAUCGGCAUUACAAACACAGGCUGAUGUCCUGAAAGAUAAAAUGGAAAACCAACGCGCUGAAUGCAGAGAGCUUCAAAUGAAUAUAGAUUCAAUGGACAUUGUUGUGCGACCACCGGAAGCCGUGGGAAAAUCGAAAGUCGUUUGUGGCCAUUGUCACCACAAAGGACACAGAAACCAAGGCACGAAUCCUUGUCGUCUGAUGAAAUGUACGGAUUAUACGUACUGCGGAGUAAAAGAGAAACACCCUGAAUAUUUCCAGAAACUUAAUGCCAUGAAAAUGGAACUAAGUAAACGAAAGGCAGCGAUAAACGACCUUGAUACCCAAGUAGCGUCGAUGGAAAAUUUUUCAACCAAGAGUGAGUAUCACUUUAUGAAAAAUCUAACUCCGCGUAUGUUUGAGAUGGACAGUUCCUAUAAAAUUAACAAGGCAAAACUUUUGAGAGACGUAAGAAUUCUCAGAACUGCAUUGGAUGGUAAAAUUCCCGAUGUUACGGCUAAUGACGCUGAACAACUAAGAAUUCUGCUCAAAAAAUGCAAAAGAGAUAUGAAAGGUGAAGUAAAUGCCCCAUUUUCAAGCGAUGAGGAGAUGGAAAGCAAUUUUGACGAUUUAUACACCAAUAACAACGCCCAACCUAAAGAAAUCUCCAACAAGACCUCCAGUUUAUGUGUAAAAGAUCGAAAACGAAAAAAACACAGCAAGAAAAGCAAAAAGAAGCGUAAAAGACGAAGAAAAUCAUCAUCUUCUAGUAGCGACACGGAUACGGGCGGGCAUCACAAUGUCAAAUCGAAUAGCCUGUUUGCGAGGAAUUAUAUUGGCGGUCAAAAUAAUACGGGAGAUCAGCUACACGCACAAUAUAUGCCGAUUGGCUCUACGUACCCUGCGAGGUACCCUGCACCUAUGUUUGACCCAAAUAUGCAAGCAAUUCCCCCUCGUUCGUUCUACCCGUACGGUUAUGCAUUGCAAUCUAAUCAACAUACAUAUAUGCCGGCUUUUCCAAAUACAUCGUCAAUGCCUUGUUCCGAAACAAUUACAAACCCGAUGCCAACAGAGCCCUGCAUCAACGAUUUUGAAACACAGCGAAGUAUCAUAACAUCUUUGUCACAUGCAACUGAAAAUAAUACAGUCCAAAAACAAGGUCAAGCAACGAGGGAUGGUGACUGGGGCAAAUUUGAAGCUCUUGUGAAUGUGGCUUCGGAUGAAAUUGUUGAAAAGCAACAAUAUUAA
This is a messenger RNA of Paramuricea clavata, 1661 nucleotides long. The record is from the annotation of a GenBank genome assembly. NCBI's taxonomy places the organism in Eukaryota, Metazoa, Cnidaria, Anthozoa, Malacalcyonacea, Plexauridae.